AGUGCUCGCCGUGCUCGGUUUGCUCCGAAAUCACGUGACUGAAGCUCGACGCCGACGUCUGCUCGCUCGCGUCUACAACGCAGCAGAUAUCGAGUUACAGGAUCGCGCUGAUCUUUGUCUUCUGAAUGCAGUCAAUCUUUACGUGAGAAAAGGAGAUACAUGUUAAGGAGUUUUUUAAAAAUUUUAUUUCGCUGCUUUAUUUAAUGUAUAUUAAUAUCUAAUAUUCAAUACCCACCAAAAAUGAGCAAACGAACGCAAGCAAGUGAGAGCGAUAUCUUAAAAAUAGGCCGAGUUUUGAACGACACUGCCAGGCCUUUGAAGGAGAGAUUCCGUGCCUUAUUCACUCUGAGGAACGUGGGUGGUGCAACAGCGAUAGAGCAGAUCCAUGCUUGUUUCAAGGAUCAAUCAGCGCUGUUAAAACAUGAGCUUGCGUAUUGCCUGGGACAAAUGCGGGAUCCUGCGGCCAUUAAGAUCUUAACUGGUGUCCUGGAGGAUCUAAAGCAGGAACCGAUAGUACGCCACGAGGCAGGAGAGGCAUUGGGUGCUAUCGGUGACCCAAGUGUAAUCCCGUUGUUGAAAAAAUACCGUGACGAUCCCUCGCCUGAAGUAGCGGAAACUUGUGAGCUGGCUUUAGAUCGGAUCAACUGGCUGCGAUGCAAUAAAAGAAGGGACUUUCCAAACAAAUAUUCAACUGUCGAUCCCGCACCACCAAUGGACAGACUGGAAGUGAUAGAAAGAAUGCGAGAAAUGGAAAGUACGGGAAAAAUGGAAAAAACGCGAAAACAAAUGGGAAAAAUGAAAGUUAUUACAAACGACGUUUGUUUCUUAAAAACUAUUUUAUUGGAUGAGAAUGACUCACUGUUUAACAGAUACAAGGCGAUGUUCUUACUGAGAGAUAUGGACACUCAGAAAAGCGUUCAGGCACUCACUAAAGGUUUGAAAGCCGGCAGUGCUCUGCUCAGGCAUGAAGUAGCAUUUGUGUUAGGACAACUUCAAAACAAAUCAACUAUAUCGGCACUGCGGGCGUCAUUGGAGAACACGGAGGAGCAUGAGAUGGUCAGGCACGAAUGUGCGGAGGCACUGGGAGCUAUUGCCACUCCCGAAUGCUAUGCGAUAUUGAAAAAAUAUCUCGAUGACGAUAAAAGAGUCGUACUUGAGAGCUGCAUCGUCGCUCUGGAUAUGUGUGACUACGAGAACAGCACGGAGUUUCAAUAUGCGGACACCUUGGCCAAUCUCGCUACCGCGUAACAGCUUUGUGACGUUAUCGAAAUAUGCAUCUGCGUUGUAACAUAGUUCUUGACCAAAGCAAAGAGAAAUGCCAGUUAUUCUCAAUUCUUAUACGUAUAUGUGACAAUAUAAUUGUAUAAGUUUAUAUCUGGUAUGAAGUUAAGAAGAAAAUUACAUUCCUUAUUUUAAAUAUA
Molecule: messenger RNA, 1421 nt
Organism: Ooceraea biroi (clonal raider ant)
Lineage: Eukaryota; Metazoa; Arthropoda; Insecta; Hymenoptera; Formicidae
Gene: nero
Product: deoxyhypusine hydroxylase nero
Biological process (GO): peptidyl-hypusine biosynthetic process
Molecular function (GO): deoxyhypusine monooxygenase activity
Source: RefSeq, a predicted model, not a curated record